Arvicanthis niloticus (Nile rat) is the source of this 2314-nucleotide messenger RNA. RefSeq names its product SNAP associated protein (gene Snapin). Lineage: Eukaryota; Metazoa; Chordata; Mammalia; Rodentia; Muridae. The record is from RefSeq and is a predicted model, not a curated record. Gene Ontology annotation, cellular component: synaptic vesicle; BORC complex; BLOC-1 complex. Gene Ontology annotation, biological process: intracellular protein transport; regulation of synaptic vesicle exocytosis; endosome to lysosome transport. Gene Ontology annotation, molecular function: SNARE binding.
CACAGCCUGCAGUUCCCGGCAGCCCUCGCGGCAGGCUGAGGGCGUCGGGGCAGUUCGCGAUGGCUGCGGCUGGUUCCGCUGCUGUGUCAGGGGCCGGGACCCCAGUGGCGGGGCCCACAGGCCGCGACCUCUUUGCCGAGGGGCUCCUGGAGUUCCUGCGACCCGCUGUGCAGCAGCUCGACUCUCACGUGCACGCGGUCAGAGAAAGCCAAGUAGAGCUCCGGGAACAAAUUGACAACCUAGCUACAGAACUGUGCCGGAUCAAUGAGGAUCAGAAGGUGGCCCUGGAUCUGGACCCCUAUGUUAAGAAGCUGCUUAAUGCCAGGCGACGAGUUGUCUUGGUCAACAAUAUUUUACAGAAUGCACAGGAACGACUAAGGCGCUUAAACCACAGUGUGGCCAAGGAAACAGCUCGCAGGAGAGCCAUGCUGGAUUCAGGAGUUUACCCUCCUGGUUCUCCAAGCAAAUAAGCACGGGCCUGUGACCUGAGUAUACAAGUACUAUUCUCCAACGGCUUUGUCUGGUAGACAUGAGAAGAUUCCAGGAAAGCCUCUGUAGACCUUUGAUUUGUUUGCAGUAUGUACUCAUUCGUGGAGUAGCCUCGAGAACCAUGCAUACAGCAGGACCAUUUCCUGAACAACCUCCAUUACAGCUUAUCCUUCUAAGAAUGAGCCUCUACCUUUUGGGUUUUGUUUCUUGAGACAUGGUCUCAAUAUGUAGUCCAGGCUGGCCUCAAACAUUUCCUCUUGCCUUAGGCUCCUGAAUGCUGGGGUUAUAAUAGGCAUGUGUCAGGGUGCCUGACUCAAGCCUCUAUACAUUUUCUCCCAGAGAAUGUUAAGUAGAUUAGGCAUCAUGUGGUAGAGAAAACACCAGAGAUUUGGUGCCAAAAGUAUACUGCUUCUCUCCCUCUGUUUGCCCAUAGUUCCCCAUAAAAGGUAAUAACCUUCCCAGAAUCAUACACAGUUUAGGUUAACUCCUGUUAACAAGUAUCACAACUCUCGCCUUCAUUACUGCCCAAGGAGAACAUGUCAGAUAACAUGAGGAUCCAAGGUCAAGGGCAGAGCCUUGACAGCUAAGAGUCCCUAAGCGUUUGUGAUCUUGUUGUUUAGGCUACAUAAUUUAAGGGCUAGAGAGAUGGCUCAAUGGUCGAGAGCACUGGUGGUUCUUCCAAAUGGAGUUCAGUUCCCAGCACCCACAUAGUGACUCACAGCAGGCUCUAACUCCAGUCCCAGGGGAAUCUAAUGCCCUCAUCUGGCCUUUUGGGGGCCCAGCACACAUACAUUAUGCAGAUAUACAUGCAAGCAAAACAUCCAUUCUCUUAAAGUUACAUAUCAAGCGCCAUCCUUCCCAAGCCUAGUUAACCAGUGUUAACCAUACUGUUACUCUUAUUACUUGGGCCUGGACAGAGUUUCCUUUACCUAUAACUUCACUUUGUUUACAAUUGAGGAUUUAGGUAAAGUCAAGGUAAAUUUAUCCUCUUGACCACCCUGGCUUGACUAUAUUAAGAACUGCUCAGCAUUAUUAAAUAAAUGCUUAUAUUGGUUAUUUUAACAAAAAAAGAAUUUAUUGUACUAUGGUUUCAAAGGGUUCAGGUCAUGGUCACCUUGACCCAUGUUUUGGGGCCUGUUUUGAGACAUGAGAAUGUGAGGUAAUCAAGCUUCCAAGAAUGCUGGACUCUGUCAUUUAUCCCUUUAUUCUGUCUGGGCACUGAACUCCUAAGAUGCUUUCAUCCACAUUUAGGGUUAAUCCUUUGCAGAAAAUUCAGGUAUUUUAGGCCAAUUAACCAUCACAAUGCUUAAAUGAUAUCCCAGGAACCCAGUACUUUUAAUUUACGUACUUUGAAACAGCAAUAUCAGUGUUUAUAAUAAAGGACUCAACUUGAAUUCUAAUGAAGUGUAUAGAAGCCAAAAGUAGUUGCUACAUAUUGAAGAAAAAUAAAAUCAAAAGCCCCAGUAGGAAGUACUUUAAUCAUUUUUCUUAGAAAAAAAAAUCCUCAGAUACUCAACAACAGUUACAACAUUUCAAUAAACAAUACUGGUUGGGAGUGGUUAGGGUUAGCUAUUGGGAAUGUGUGGCCUUCUGCUUCAUCACAGAUGGACGGAUGGCAUGUGCAGUCACAAAGGGGAGACGUCUAGCUGCUUAGCCACCAUCAAAACAGUAGCGUUUUUUUUUGUUUUGUUUUGUUUUUGUUUUUCUUUACAGUUUUCCUUCCUGCUAUUUCCCUAUGCCACAGAAAUGCCACCAUCUAAAGCCCCAUGGUGGCUGGCUUAGGUUCUUCCUUGAGGAUAAACAAUAAAGGGAAGGUCACUCCUGA